AUGGCACAUAGCAUUAGCGCCUGCGCUUUGCUACGCAAGGGCGAAGGGGCUGCUAUGCCCCGGCUCGAACGGCCGAGGGCUGGCACCCGCACUGUAGAGGCGGUGCGCCCUGUCCUUCGGGACUGGGUUGAAAGACGCUCCGGUGUCCUUACUUUCAGACUAACGCAGGUACUGUCGGGGCAUGGCUGCUUCGGCAGCUACCUGCACAAGGUUGCCCAGAGGGAACCGACACCGGAGUGUCACCAAUGCGGAGCCGACGUAGACUCGGCCCAACACACACUGGCUGAGUGCCCAGUUUUUGGCGAGGAACGGGAGGCGUUGGUCGCCCAGGUAGGUCAAGACCUUUCGCUGCCAGCCGUAGUUCAGGCCAUGCUGGGCAGCGAAAGUGCGUGGGAGACUGUGCUCACGUUCUGCGAGCACGUCAUGGGAGACAAGGAGGCGGCCGAGCGCGAACGGGAAGUCCGGGCCGAGGCUGACCCAAUGCGCCGCCGCCGCAUAGGCCGCAGACGUGCCGCUCACGAGCGGAACCUGCCGCCCUGAUGAGAGCCAGCGGGCGGCGGACAUGGGGGCGUCCCCGCCCAUGACGCUGGCUCCCGAGAUGGUAUGCGCAACCUCGUGUUCCGGAAGCGCUUCCACAGGGAAGAUCACUAAAAAAAAUAGGGGUAUGGAUCCUAGUCAGGAUAGCCGCUGCGGGGUCGCGGACGCAUUGCGCGAGCUUCCCCGUAACCCCGCAACCAUAGCGGCGAGAGGACACCAUGGGGUUUAGUGGGUAGUGGGGCCUCUUUACAGCCCUGAGUCCCACAUAAUCGUCCGGGUUUCUCCCAGGCCCGGCGGUAUGCGUAGACGCAUUCCCCAUGUAAAAAAAAAAAAAAAAAGGUUAGAACUGCGACCCCACGAAAAUAAACUGUUGCCAAAAAAGUGGGUUAGGUUAGGUUAGAACUGCGACCUUACGAAAACAAACUGUUGCCAGAAAAGUG
Molecule: messenger RNA, 977 nt
Organism: Cydia fagiglandana
Lineage: Eukaryota; Metazoa; Arthropoda; Insecta; Lepidoptera; Tortricidae
Exons: 2
Coding region: 1-540 (179 amino acids)
Source: RefSeq, a predicted model, not a curated record